Messenger RNA from Paramecium octaurelia, 1428 nucleotides. The record is from the annotation of a GenBank genome assembly. NCBI's taxonomy places the organism in Eukaryota, Ciliophora, Oligohymenophorea, Peniculida, Parameciidae.
AUGACAUCAGACUAAAACCUUGAUUAUUUUACAACAGAUUUGUAUGUUAUGGGUGAUAAUAAAGAGACUUAAUGUGGUAUUGAUAACUAGGAUUAUGUAUAUAAAUUAACAAAAAUUAAUCUGCCAAUGGUAAUAAGAGAAAUAGCAUGCGGAUUGGAACAUAGUUUAUUAGUGACAAGUAAUAUAGAUAUCAUUCAUAUUUCAGAUGAAGGGUUGGUUUAUGCUUUUGGUUCAAAUUCGAAGGGAUAAUUAGGGGUGCAAAAUAUUUCUGUUGCAUGUUCUCCCAUUUUAGUUUAGGGAAUAAGCGAAUUGAAUUGCAUAAAGAUAGCAGCUGGAGAAUACCAUUCUUGCUUGUUGACAGGUAUAAAUCAUGCAUUAAUAAAGAGAUGAAAACCAAGCUUAUUAGUGGGGAAAUAAUAUUGUUAAACCCUAAUUCAUAAGAUAGGCUUCCAAUAUUAAAUGUGGUUUGAAUUUCACAAUCUUUUAAGACGAUUCCCUAUAUCUAUAUAAAAACUAAGUCUUAUAGCCUUUGAAAAUAAAAUCCUAAAUCUCAGAAUUUGCUUGUUCUGCAUAUAACUUGUUUUAUUUGGAUAAUAAUAAUACUUUAUAUUUGCAUCCAGAAACCAAGUUAAUCGAUCACGUAUUUAAUAUAUUUAGUGGUUACCAUCUAUCAUUAUUGACAGAUGAAAAUAAGUUGUAUUAUUAUUUAGAUAAACAAUUAAUUUAAGUUAAUGUCUAACCUAAUAAAAUAGAUAGUUCAUUUGGAAAAGAGUGGGCCAUUGUUUUGGAUGAUAAUAAUAAAGCUAUUAUAAUAAACUUAAAAAAUUAACAAUAAAAGUAAUAAGAAUUUGUGUUUCAUUCAAUAAGUAGUGGUGUAAAUCAUCUUAUCUUGAUUGGGAAUAUUACAAAAGGGUAGAUAUAGAAUCAAGAGUUAGAGGAAUCGGUAUAGAUUGGGGAAGAUGAAGAAGAGGAUGAUUCUAUUUUGGAAGGAGAUGGCAUGAGUCCAAUUAUCACCCAAAAAACCUAAUAAGAUGUAAAUUGUAGAAUAAUCCAUAGUAACUUAUGAAUACUUAGUAAAAUAAUACUUUUUCAUUUUCGAUUAGGAAGGACCUCUAAUUGUUUAAUAGCAUUAAAGCAAAUCAUAAAGAGACAUAGACUGAUGAUAAUUUAUACAAUAAAUUGAAAAAUGAAAAUGAAGAAUUAAGAACAAUACUGUUACAACAAAGAAAGAAUUUAGAGAUAUAAAUCUAAUUUUAAAAGACAUUACAAGAUUAGAUGAGUCGAUUAACAUAAGAAAAUCACAUGCUGAAAUUAGGAUAAAAUAAAAAUCAGUUGUUGAACUUGAUCAAAUAGAAGGAGCAAAACCUAAAAAAUUUGAUUGAUGAAUUUUACUAAAAGUAAAGGGAAUUCCUAUAGAAUAAGAAAUGA